Oncorhynchus kisutch (coho salmon) is the source of this 1356-nucleotide messenger RNA. It is a transcript of the gene s100b, whose product is annotated as S100 calcium binding protein, beta (neural). Bases 134 to 421 code for a protein of 95 amino acids. The transcript has 3 exons. Gene Ontology annotation, biological process: positive regulation of canonical NF-kappaB signal transduction; positive regulation of cell population proliferation. Gene Ontology annotation, molecular function: calcium-dependent protein binding; RAGE receptor binding; calcium ion binding. The record is from RefSeq and is a predicted model, not a curated record. NCBI's taxonomy places the organism in Eukaryota, Metazoa, Chordata, Actinopteri, Salmoniformes, Salmonidae. Gene Ontology annotation, cellular component: cytoplasm; nucleus.
CCAGAGGCACUAGGCCCUCCCCACACCAACUAUAAAAGCCUAUACUCUUUGUCCCUCCACAGCCACUACUCACUCUCAUCCGCAAAUAACCUUUGUUCCAGUCCGAGACUCACUGAUCGCAUUACAAACCACAAUGACUGAUCUGGAGAGUUCACUGGCCACCAUCAUGGAGGUGUUCCAUAAGUAUGCAGAGAAAGAAGGGGACAAGCACAAAGUGAAGAAAUGUGAACUGAAAGACUUGAUCAAUGAGGAGCUACCAGCCCUUACAGGGCAAGUGAAGGACCAGGCCACUAUGGACAGUUUGAUGGAGAGCCUGGACACGGAUGGAGACUCGGAAUUGGACUUCCAAGAGUUCAUGACAUUUAUCACCAUGGUAACUGUCUGUUGCCAUGAUUUCUGCGAGCACCAUGAGGACGAGUAGCUAGGCACCAGUUAAACAAGAGAGAGAGAGAGGAAAAGAGAAAGAGAGAAAGCGAGUAAAUUAUGAAGUAGGAACUUUAGUUUGAUAAAAAAAACUUAAAUGUCAAUGAAAACGUUGUAUUUUUCCUGUUGGUCCCAUUUAGUUUCAAUAGGUUUCUUAUAACCUGUUUGCCUACAAAGGGUUAAGGCACUUUGUUUCAUUGCCUGUGUCUUGUCAGAGUUGACAAAACCAAAUUGGUUUAGUACUGAAACUUCAUAGAAUAGCUUUUGCCAACAAAGCAUAGAGCACUUUCCUUGUUAUACUGUAAAGCUAAGACCCAAGGUAAUAGACUCAUGCAUUUCUGCGGCUCUAAAUUGGUUAAAUUGUUAUCACUAACAAUGCAUGUAUAAUCAGCUACAUUGGACAUGGUUUGGCAAGUAAAACAAGUACUCUCCAGUUUGAUUUUGAACCCAAAAAAUGUUGACGAAUUCCAGCCAAUAUCUUGAACUGAAUUCUGUUUUUAUGAAAGUUGUUUUCAAAUUGAACUGUGCUUUGUGAGAUGCUAUUAAAAGUAUAACAUAGAGAAUCAAUAAAGAUGAUCCGAUGAAUACAAGGACAUACUUUUCACCAGUUAAACCAUGUCAUUUUUCACUUCAGAUUCAUACCAUUCAUAUUUCUGUCUCCUGUAGAAAAGUUGUGAUGUGUGCCCCUGAGUGGCAGUGUUGCUCCAUGACAAAAGCAUUGGCACCUACUGGAUGUAGCGACUAUGUCAAAUAUAUUGAAUCAGUGACACGGAGAAUGUAUAAAUCUCCCUGAUGCAUCCUCAGUAAACAUCUCCAUACUAUCAUGACUACAUGCCAUACGUGCAUACCUCUUGAUGUCUGUUACCAAUUCUGUGUUUCAACUGUGCUGGGAAUGAAGAGACAGUGAAAUCAAUAAACGGAGUGGUCCACUGA